Molecule: messenger RNA, 1421 nt
Organism: Pseudonaja textilis
Lineage: Eukaryota; Metazoa; Chordata; Lepidosauria; Squamata; Elapidae
Source: RefSeq, a predicted model, not a curated record
UCAAUUCCUUACCAUGAAUUUGGCAUCCUUCUCGCUAACAUUAUUGGUUCUCAUAUCAAGAAACCUUCUCUGCCACACUAAAAAUCCUAUCCAGGAACCUCUGCUAGAAGCAUUCAAUGGAAAUAAAACUGAUCUUUUUUGCACCCACCCAAAUAUUCAAACCAAUGAAUACAUCUUUUGGUACCGACAAUUCCCCAGCCAGCCUCCUCAUUUCAUUGUAAGAGGAUACCAAGAACCAUCAAAAAGCAUCGCAGAAGAGCGAGUUUCCUUAGUUGUUGCUCAAAAUCGAAAAAAUAGCACUUUCUCCUUCACCAACGUUGCUGUUGAGGACCAGGCAUUCUAUUUUUGUGCUCUAGGAGACACUGUGUCACAGCCUAAAAAUAUUUCAGGACAGACCGUGACCCAAACAGAAGGCACGAUGACCUUCACAGAAGGACAACCUAUAUUUCUCAAUUGCACUUAUUCCAAAAGCAUAGAUUAUCAACCAAGUCCAUUCUGGUACAUUCAAUAUCUUGGACAACCACCUAAGCUUUUUCAGAGCACUUUUUUGACACCUAAUGUACACAUAAGCCUCCCUCAAAACUUCACCGCCAUCCAUAAUAAAGUGGGAAUGAGUUUCCACAUGAAGAAAUCAGUCAGCCAACUGAAUGAUUCAGCUAUCUACUUCUGUGCUGCAGAAAGCACUGUGUCUAACACUGGAAAUGAUAAGAUUUUCUUUGGAAGUGGGACUAGACUGGUCGUCAUGCCAAAUCUUAAUGUUUCAGAACCUUCUGUCUACCAGCUGGAAUCCAAAAAAGAAUCAGGCGACCUAGCCGCUUGCCUCAUUACUGACUAUUCACCAGAUCCCAUCAAUGUGAAGUUUAAUGAUAAUUUGGAUCCUGUAGCAACCAAUGGCUCUGUUGUGGUUGUGAAAGAUGGCGAUAAAGAAUCGGCCAGCCUUGGGGUCGUCCUUUGGAGCAAAAAUAAGGAUGAGUUUCAAUGCUCUGCUAUUUACAAUGACCAAACCUACAAAGCUGAAAAAGAAGAGGAUGCUACGUGUUCAGAAACUCAGUCUGACACUCCAGUUUUCGAAACAGACGAAAGGUUGAAUCUUCUCUCUCUCACUGUGAUGGGACUGAGAUUGAUAUUUUUCAAGAGCGUUGCUCUCAACUUGAUACUUACCUACUGGGCAUGGUCAAGAUGAGGAAUGUCAGAAAAAUGGAGAACUGGAAUGUUGUCAUUUAGGACUUCAAUAUUUGACUGGACAGAAAACAUGCUACCAGCUUUCCUGAUUGCCUUCUCAGAUUUUUAAACAAAACAGCUUCACUUUUUAAAUGUUCUGUGGAAUAGCUUUUAAAAACACCUGGACAGCUUAUCAAUGCAAAUUCUUGCAUUGUUCUAAUGUACUAUACCGUCUUCUGAAUAUUAUGUGUUAAAGCAUU